AUGUUUGCCCGCUUUCACAGACUCCAAGAGAUCCACUACGAGCCUUGGAGGGAAUGGUAUAAUGAUCAGCAGAAAGGGACGGACUCUCACAACCGAGGUCUCAUCGAGUCGUUUGCUUCCAAUCAGUUACGGAAGCUCGUCCUCUUUGAAAUAUCAAUCAGGUCGGCGGAUGCGGCCAUGAUGAUGCCGGAGCUUGAGACAAUGGAGAUAUGGAACGGACGGAAGGGAUUGGCUGCUCUUUUCAAGUACAAGUCAAUCAAGCGUGGGGAGCGUACCGCCGUCAUCACUUGGAGGGGCACGUGGGAACUCACCCUGCAGCCUGAUGUGAUCCAAGCCUGGGAGGCUGUUAUACGCAGGCAUUGUCGCGGGGAGUUCUAUGCCGUUACGGAGCUUCUGGACUCCAGGACUGUGAAGUCUGUUGGUGAUUCAAUUCAUGAUUUGAGGCUUUCAGCGCAAGUGAUUAGGCCUGUUUCGUUGAUACAGAUUCGGGUGGAGAACGAGAUCACGAGAUCAGGAAUGGAGAUUGUAUUGAGCAACUUGUAA
Diaporthe amygdali is the source of this 543-nucleotide messenger RNA. RefSeq lists its product as uncharacterized. The record is from RefSeq and is a predicted model, not a curated record. Lineage: Eukaryota; Fungi; Ascomycota; Sordariomycetes; Diaporthales; Diaporthaceae. The transcript has 3 exons. Bases 1 to 543 code for a protein of 180 amino acids.